CGCUUAUCUCGAUCCCUCUUCAUUAUCCCUUCACUUGGAAAAUUCAUGUGCACAAAAUUAUAAGAAUAUAACCAGGCGAAGCCAUGGAAUGUCCAGCCGAGAAAAGCAAGGUACAAGUGCUUUACGAUGCCUGCGAUGCUGUGUUUUCCCAGAAGGAACUUCCAACUUUCCGACAAAUUCAAUGGUUAAAAGCUCUCCUAGACACAAUAGAAGCUAUUGACGUUGGAAUCGAUGAAUUUGGCUUUCAUGGCUCCCCUCCUUCAUGGCCAAACGGCAUUAAGGGACUAAUUUGCGGGCAAGGAGUCCCUGAAAUCACAUAUAUUCAUUUACAUGAAUGUGAUAAUUUCUCAAUAGGUGUGUUUUGCUUCCCGGCGGGAGGAAGCUUUCCGCUGCAUGAUCACCCAGGAAUGACAGUUUUAAGCAAGCUGCUCUAUGGUUCCAUGUACAUCAAAGCUUACGAUUGGGUGAAAGUGAACAAUUCCAGCUACCGGAAAAUUGGAUUAGGGAGCAGAGUGGUAGACGGGAUUUUCAACUCUCCAUGUGAGCCUUCCAUCUUAUUUCCAAAAAGUGGUGGGAACAUUCACUCUUUCACUGCAGUAACACCCUGUGCCAUCUUGGACGUGCUUUCUCCACCCUACUCCGAAGAGCUCGGCAGGCCGUCCACCUACUUCUCUGACUUACGCAUUCCUUCCCUUCCUGGUUAUGCCAUACUUGAGGAAAAAGAUCUGCCAGAAGACCUAAUUGUUUAUGGAGCGCCAUACCUUGGCCCCCCAAUCGUCACCCGGGACGAGCUGUUAGGAUCUGCAGCAUGCGUGCCUACUAAGUAUUCAAGCAAAGUUUGAUUUGCAAAUCCGGUAGACAUAAAACUGGAAACAAGAAACAUGUAAAUAUUUCGUUUUAUUUUAUUUCUAUGUUCCCAACGUAUGUACUGGGAUAAAAGUGGUAAUGAGCUUUUCAAUGUGAAGUAGCCAUAUGAAAUGUUGCCAAA
Malania oleifera is the source of this 988-nucleotide messenger RNA. Its product is annotated as plant cysteine oxidase 1-like. The coding region runs from base 84 to 842 and encodes 252 amino acids. The transcript has 5 exons. The record is from RefSeq and is a predicted model, not a curated record. Lineage: Eukaryota; Viridiplantae; Streptophyta; Magnoliopsida; Santalales; Ximeniaceae. Gene Ontology annotation, molecular function: oxidoreductase activity, acting on single donors with incorporation of molecular oxygen, incorporation of two atoms of oxygen.